UUUCAGACAUCUUUAGUUAGGGCAAAGCCUUCUUCAUUAUUUUUACAUAAUUCCUCCGGUACAUGACAGCUCGACAGAUAACGUAUAGCUAAACUUUAGGGAUAUCCCAGAGGCAUACGGCGGUCACCCCCUCACCCAAGAACCACUAAGCCCCCUUGAAGCGCCCACAAUAAAUAUGGCGCUCGCAUUACAGUGAGAGACCACCUGUCCCCGUGACCACAUCGUCCCAGUGUUCCCCUCAUAGUCAUGGCGCAGUUGUGGAUUACGGUGGCGGUGCUCGUCUGCUGGGCUGCGGUCACACAGGCCGGCCGGCUGCUCGGUGGUCGGGAGCCAGUGGAUGUCAGUUCUUCGGGGGUGAAGCAGGCUCUGUCAUUCGCUAUGUACGAGUACAACAGGGGCAGCAACGACAUGUACGCCUCCCGCCCGGUUACCGUCAGGAAGGCGGAGAGACAGGUUGUAUCCGGGUAUAAAUAUUUCUUGGAUGUCGAUGUUGGACGAACACAGUGUAGGAAGCCAACCACAGAUAUGGACGUCUGUGAUCUUCAUACAGAUCCUGCAUAUGCUAAGGUUUCCACUUGCCACUUUGUAGUGUACUACGUUCCUUGGACUUCCCAACAGCAGUUGCAGAAAUCUGAAUGCGAUUAGUUUCUGCUUCUCCAUCAUAUUAGAGCGUUUACCGUGGUUUUUCAUCCUAUACAGCAUAGAGCAUAAUAAAAAAAAAUAAUAGACACCUAUAGUUUUUACCUUUUUUAGUAUUAUACAUAAUGUUUUUGCUCUUAUUCCUUAACGUUAUUAAUUAUUGAACUGGUGUCAUUUAAGAAAAGUGUCAAAUUCUUUCAUUUCUUUGCGCUGGUAUACAGAUUUAAGCUUAUUAAAAAACUAGAUUUGCAGAAUAUAAAUAAUUAGAACAGCAUUUUGUAAUCUACUUUCUGUAUUGUUGUGGCCCUUCAUUACAGCCAAUUGCAGAAGCCAGGAGAGUCGACCAGUUUAAAGUGUUCUGUUUGGUAGUCUUCAAGAAUGUUGCAUAUCUUUUCAGCACAUAAUGGCACGUUUUCUUUUAUUAAUAACAAUAAACCAUAUUGUCUACACCA
Molecule: messenger RNA, 1091 nt
Organism: Hyla sarda
Lineage: Eukaryota; Metazoa; Chordata; Amphibia; Anura; Hylidae
Product: cystatin-like
Exons: 3
Coding region: 247-645 (132 amino acids)
Molecular function (GO): cysteine-type endopeptidase inhibitor activity
Source: RefSeq, a predicted model, not a curated record